AUGCCUCGAUCGGCGCGUAAGUCCGUGACGGGUGGGCGCACCCCAGGGGUCGGCACCACCUCUGCCCGAGACACAGGCGGCGCCCACUCGGCCGCAGUCAACGCGGGACUCAUUUUGGCCAAAAUGUGCCAAAACAGUGGACAACACCACGCAUUCAACCACAAGAGCAACACUUCCGGUAAGCCAUCCAAACGCUUCCUCCACUUCACCACUCAUUCAAACCCUUCCUCCACUUCACCCCUCAUCACAGGCAUGGCUGCCACCCCUCAGACCGGCGGCGCCGUCGUGUCCAACGCUGGCCUCCCGUCGUCGGCGAAGACGCCGUCGAUCCUCCACUCGAAGAGCGCCCCUCAGAGCCAGUCGUCGGUCGUCUCCUUCAUGGACGACACGUCCAGCUCUCAGUUCGGAUCACUCGUGAACUCUUCGCCGACAUCGAUGUCGCGGAACAACGCGUUCGCCUCACUGGUGGGCGCCGCCACCAAUCAGUUCAACCAAUUCAAUAUGGAUUCGUUGCAAACCAUUCCCAUGAAGAGACGCAAACAGGACCCCAAGACUGGCAAAGGGUUGCGACACUUCUCCAUGAAGGUAGCCCUCCAUCACUUCACUACAUCCAUGUCUUUGUCGAGCUCUUUGUCUUCACCCCUUUGUAACCCAUUUUCAAACCAUUCACUCAAUGGUCUCAUUGUUUGCGAGAAAGUCAAGCUGAAGGGGUCGACCACUUAUAAUGAAGUGGCCGACGAGUUGGUGGCCGAGUUUAGCAGCGACCCUAUCGCGAGUCGGGCGGCCUUCCAGGGCGGGUAUAUGCCCGGAGACCAGGAGCCCUUUGACCAGAAAAACAUAAGGCGUCGGGUGUACGACGCCCUCAAUGUUUUGAUGGCUAUGAAUAUCAUAUCAAAGGAGAAAAAGGAGAUCAAAUGGAUAGGACUUCCCACUAACGCGGCUCAGGAAUGCCUGGAACUGGAGUCGGAACGGGAGAAGCGUUUGGAACGGAUUAAUGUGAAGAAACAGCAGUUAAGAGACCUUUUGUUACAACAAAUAGCAUUCAAGCAAUUGGUUGAACGCAACAAAACCAUGGGUUCAGUGCCGGCCAAUAAUGCACUCAUUUCGCUGCCAUUUAUUAUCGUCAACACCGAGAAGAAGACUGUCAUUGACUGCAGUAUUUCUAACGACAAAACUGAAUAUCUGUUUAAUUUUGACAACACUUUCGAAAUACACGACGACAUCGAGGUUUUGAAGCGCAUGGGUUUGGCCUAUCAUUUAGAGAAGUUAGAGAACGGCCAGACUCUGGACCGCCAGGCGCUCGAAAAGGCCAAACUCAUACUCCCGGAGGCGCUGAGACCCGAGUUGGAGGAGAUGGUGGACGAGAAAGACAUUAAAGUACUUCCGAGAUUUGAAAAUGACUUUCACGACAGACCGACACUCGAGUGA
Molecule: messenger RNA, 1428 nt
Organism: Oppiella nova
Lineage: Eukaryota; Metazoa; Arthropoda; Arachnida; Sarcoptiformes; Oppiidae
Source: the annotation of a GenBank genome assembly